Molecule: messenger RNA, 2744 nt
Organism: Trichoplusia ni (cabbage looper)
Lineage: Eukaryota; Metazoa; Arthropoda; Insecta; Lepidoptera; Noctuidae
Gene: Usf
Product: upstream stimulatory factor 2
Exons: 7
Coding region: 98-814 (238 amino acids)
Biological process (GO): regulation of transcription by RNA polymerase II
Molecular function (GO): RNA polymerase II cis-regulatory region sequence-specific DNA binding; protein dimerization activity; DNA-binding transcription factor activity, RNA polymerase II-specific
Source: RefSeq, a predicted model, not a curated record
UCUCUUUCAAAGUUUGGAUCAGUCUAUGGUGUCAUCACAUGACCCUUUAUUUUGUUCCCGUGAUCAAAUUGUGGAAAUUCAAAAAUAAUUACGCGCAAUGGCCAAAGUGAAAAUUGACGUUGAUGACGUGCAUGAAAAUUCGCUUGAUAUCAGUGGAGACGGUGAAUAUAUGGGCAUGGUAGAUGAAGGUUCUUUUGGAAGUAACGAGGAUAGAUCACAACUAGUGUCACAAUCUUACUUGGAUACCAACGAGAAUAGUUCGUACAACUUCAAAGAUAUACCUAGUUCAGUUACCUAUAAAUUAAUCCCUAUGACAGGAGAACAAUCUGGAAACACCAUAACCAACUCACCACCCCAUGGUACUGAAUACUAUGUGAUAAGCAAUCCCGUGGAAGUUUUUGGAACUUCUUCACCAAAGAAAAAUGCCCGCAGGGAUCCUUUGCAAGUUAAAGCCGUCACGGCUAAAAAGCGUGAUGACAAACGGCGUGCCACACACAACGAAGUGGAGAGACGUCGUCGAGAUAAAAUCAACAAUUGGAUCUCUAAGCUAGCCAAUCUAGUGCCUAAUUCUGGACUACCUGACUCGGCAAGCAAAGGCGGGAUCUUAGCCAAAGCCUGUGACCAUAUAACUGACCUUACGGAAAAACAGAAGAGAUUAGAAAAAUUGGAAGUUGAAAACGAGAAACUGGUUAUAGAAAUUUUAAGGCUCAAUCAAGAACUGGCCGAGGUCCGCAAAGAGAACAGCUCGAUGCGCAACCAGUUAGCCGACAACUGCAUAGUCUUAACACACAGGCCAAAAGUCCAGAAGUCUUAGUCAAAGAUUAUAGUGAAGUGUUGAACCACUGACCAUACCAAGGUGCUGACAGCUGUGUUUGUGAAGUGAGCAGUCAUUAGACAUACCACUGAACAAUUUAGCUAAGUACAUGUUGGAAUUAAUACUGUUGGUAUACCCAAUGAUUAUGUUAUUUUGUGUUGAACAGUAAUACUCAACCUUUGGCUGGGUUGAUAACUCACGGGGUCCAAACUAAAGUUAUAAUGAACAAGGCUAACCAGACAGGGAUUAGGAAAGCUUGAGACUUGAUAAUAGUCUAGCCUGUGUAAUAUUUAAGUAGGAAGGUCCAGAAAAGGUUGAGAUUCACUGGCAUAGAAUUAUAUCCAACCAACAAUGUUUUUACAAGAAUGUCUUAUGUUGGUGCAAAUUCAAGUUGAUACCAUUACAAGUAGUACUAAUUAAACCAAUGGUAAAUCUUACAGCAGCUAGAAUGUUAUUUACGUCCAUGUGAAUCAAUGUUUAUUUUGUCCAAUUAUUUUAAUUCAUGUGAAUGUCCACAAUGAAUGUUGUUAUUUUUUUUUCGUUUUAUGAAUAUAAUGAAUUAGUUGAUGUUAUUAUUUCGAAUGUUUCUGUGCUUUGUGAGAUGCCAAUGUUGCCAAACUAUCACGAGAAACAUAUCUGCUUAGAACAGUUUUGAAUGGGAAUGACGAAUCUAUUGCAAUGUUAUUAAUUCAGUUUGAAGUAAAUAAAUAAUUUUGUUUGUUGUUUAAAAUGUUACAUAUCUUUUUAAUACGUCUCGUGUUUAUUGAAAUGUUUGCAAAUUAGUUUUCAUUAACAUGUAGAUGAUGUAUUUAAUUUUACGUUAGAAGAAUGUGUUUUAAGGAUCAUGCUCUUGAAUGUUAUAGAGAAAAUCAUUUUCCAGUCACAUUAAAACUUGAUAUUUAGGUCUUAGCAGAGGCAGUAAAUUGAAAAGACAGACCCGCAACAGAACGCUAGGCAAUUAAAAUUAUAGACUUACAUGGAACACAAUUAAAACUAGUCAAAAUCCAGGCCGAUUAACUUCUUAAGACUUAUUGCAACAUACCUAGCAACAUGCCUGCUAACGGUUGGUGCUACUUUCAAAUCAUUCGAACGUCAAGAUGUUAAUUCUAAAGUACACGCGUGCCGAAAUAAACCGUCUGCACAGAAAAGAUAAAAUGUAUAAAUAUCUAUAUAUCUCAAUUUUAAGACCAUGUUUUAUAGGUCUGUUCAUAGCUAUGGUUUUCAUUAUAGUGUGACUGAUCGGGCGGUUUAUGUACAAUGGCCCCCGAUUACAAGGAAUCUUGUGUGAUUACUAAGAAGUUAAAAGGCCUACAAUGAUGACUCAUAGUGAAUAUAAAUAAAUACUAUUAUUGAUGUGUCUGUGAUGGAUGGCACUAAAGUUUGGUAUACAAAGCCUAAUGAUAGUUAAUUAUGACUCGAUUCUAAGAUGUAGCUAAUUAAAAAAUAAUGUUCGCAGAAAACACAUACAAAUUGUUACUGCGGUUUUCUAGCACUGGUUAAAAUUGAACAAAAGUCUAUUAAGUGCUCGGCCCCAUUUGCACUGAGCGACGACUAAUUUAUUGAAAUAAAAGUUACUAUUUAUUCACCGACUUCGUGCUAAUGGGUCCAAAAUCCUGUAUGAAUGUUCUAAAUAACUAUGUAUGUUGUUCUAAUUAUACAUUUUUAUAUGAUAUACUAGUUAUAAACAAACUUACAGUGUGUAAGUACAUAGUUAUUAAAGUAGGAUAUGCUAGCUUUAAGAGUUGAUUUCUUCAUUAUAAAGUAAUUGGCCGACUAUCAAAUUGAGAAUUGACUGCAUUUAAAUCCUAAUUCAAUGAAAUCAUAUACAUACCGUAUUUGUUCGUAAUAUUACUGGAUAAUAUCAGUUGGUGUUUUAUAUUUUUUUUUAUGUAGCACAGACCUACUUGAAUAUAAUCAGGUGUUGUUGACA